AGUAUUAUGGUGAGAAUUGUCAUUUCGUUUACAAAACAAAACAAAGCAGGUGCUAUUACAAAUUAUAUAGAUUUAGGCGAAAAGGUCAAAUGUAACCAAUUUAAGCAUAAAUUUUCCAUAUACCGACAACAGGUUUGAUCACGUGAUCAAAGCUUACCAAAGUCCCAUCACAAAAGACUAACGGCGAAUACGGACACCGGAUGCAACGUUUGGGUUGUUGGCGUUGUUGGAAACGGAACUGCAAUCCGCUGGGGAGGUGCUGAUGAUUGAUAAUAUAGUAAAGAGCGUUAGAAAUUAUUCUGAGGUUAUCAAGCGUUUCUAGCAAAGCUUAGGUUCAUUUUUUGGUUCCUUAGUCCUCGGUUUUCAGGUGAUUCGCCCACUCAGUCACAAUGCUCUUCUACUCAUUCUUCAAAUCCCUGGUAGGAAAGGAUGUGGUGGUCGAGCUAAAAAAUGAUCUCAGCAUAUGUGGCACACUGCACUCGGUCGACCAGUACCUGAACAUCAAACUAUCAGACAUCAGUGUCAUAGACCAGGAAAAGUAUCCACACAUGCUGUCGGUGAAGAACUGCUUCAUCCGCGGCUCGGUGGUGCGGUACGUGCAGCUGCCGGCUGACGAGAUCGACACACAGCUGCUGCAGGACGCCACCAGGAAGGAGGCGCAGCAGGGGAAGACGUAGCCGCCCCGCAGCGCGCGCUCAUCCGUCUCACUCGCCCGCGCCGCCGCCGCCGCCGCACACGGGGCAGCGCAUCGUCCCGAAGUCAUCAGUUUUGUUCCAGCUGUGUGUAUUCAAUACACGUGCCGACAUUUGUGUAA
Molecule: messenger RNA, 814 nt
Organism: Amphibalanus amphitrite
Lineage: Eukaryota; Metazoa; Arthropoda; Thecostraca; Balanomorpha; Balanidae
Product: U6 snRNA-associated Sm-like protein LSm2
Exons: 4
Coding region: 390-677 (95 amino acids)
Biological process (GO): mRNA splicing, via spliceosome
Cellular component (GO): U4/U6 x U5 tri-snRNP complex; precatalytic spliceosome; U6 snRNP
Molecular function (GO): RNA binding
Source: RefSeq, a predicted model, not a curated record